Molecule: messenger RNA, 1294 nt
Organism: Paramuricea clavata
Lineage: Eukaryota; Metazoa; Cnidaria; Anthozoa; Malacalcyonacea; Plexauridae
Source: the annotation of a GenBank genome assembly
AUGCAGAUUGUUACGAACGGCACUUCUCCAAGAUUACGAAAGAAAGCACUACAAGACCCAAAAUAUAGUUUGGCAAACAUGUUAAUCGAUGGACGAAAAUACGAAACUAGUUCAGCUCAAGCCGUUGGGAUCGAAGAACAAUUCAAAACAAGGGGAAAUAUAAAUGCAAUGGCUAUGACAACGCCCACUGAGAAAAAGUGUUAUUACUGCGGGUUCAAGUAUCCACACGACUCAACCGUGCUCAGCGAAGUCUGCUAUUUGUAGCCACUGCGGAAUAAAGGGACACUUCGCUAAAGUCUGUCGAACACGAGGAAAAUCUUUCGCAAGUAAGGGAAACCUUGAGAAAUUACAAACGCAAGGUUUUACCUCCCCAGACAAAAGGUACCAAUCACGAUGGGAUGAGAAUAAACAACGAAAACAACAAGCAAAGGCUGUCGGAAUAUCACAAAGCGAACCAAAUACUGAAUGCUCGGAAGAAGAGGAUUAUGUUUACACAGUAUCGCAAGAAACGAGGGAGAAAACACACGCGACCGUAAAAAUAAAUGGACAGGACGUUUUAUAUUUGGUUGACACUGGCGCGACUGUUGACAUCAUUGAUUCUACGACAUACGCGAAAUUAAAGAGGGAAAGUUCAUUACGUAAAAGUGCAACUAAAAUCUACGCAUAUGGAUUUCACACACCUCUGCCUCUAAACGGACAAUUUCAAGCAACACUCGAAUCGAAAAAGCGUUAUACCGUGUCGCAAAUAUAUGUAAUAGACAGUGCAGGAAGAAAUUUACUAAGUGCUAAAACAGCCCAAGAUUUGGCCUUGGUCCAGCUAAUUAACGCAAUUUCAGGUUUUCCUGAACAAGAUGAACAAAGAAAGACAAAUCAAAACAAUACAGACAGCACUGCAUGCGAGACCAAUCCAGAAAUCAACACAAGUGUUCCUCAAUCAGAAGACCCAAAAAUGCAAGAAAUCAUAAACAAAUAUAGUACAGUUUUUAAGGGGCAAGGAAAAUUGAACAAUCAACAAAUUAAACUUCAUAUCCGAGACGAUGUCAAACCAGUUAUGCAGCGGCAAAGACGUAUAUCAUAUCAUGUGAGAAAGGAUGUUGUUAAGGAACUAAAGGAACUAGAAGAGCAAGACAUUGUCGAGAAAGUCGCCAAUCAACCAACACCAUGGAUAUCUCCAAUAGUCGUCACGCCAAAGAAAGACGGAGGUAUUAGACUAUGUGUAGAUAUGAGGGAAGCAAACCAGGCAAUCGAAAGAGAGAGACACACAAUGCCAACUUUACAAGAUUUUAAAGCUGAG